CUUAUGUUCCAGCCGGGACAAAGAGGAUACCACCCGGGCUCUUCAGUAAGGAAGUCAACAUGUCGACUUCGUACAGAAACAGGAUCCAGGAAUUCAAGGUGGCUUUAGGAGAGGAAAAAAUCAACCUGAAGGCGCUUCGUGAGCUCUGCUUUGGCGGUAUUCCAUUCGAAGGAGGCAUCCGUGCUCAGUGCUGGAAGGUCCUGUUAAACUACCUGCCCCUGGACACGUCACUAUGGGAGUCCUUCUUGAAAAAACAGAGAGAGCUGUACAGUCAGUUCCUGAAGGAAAUGAUCAUCCAGCCGGGCAUCGCCAAGGCCAACCUGGGCCUGGCCAGGGAGGACGUGACGCUAGAGGAUCAUCCUUUAAAUCCCAACCCGGAGAGCAGGUGGAAUAACUACUUCAAAGACAACGAGGUCCUGCUGCAGAUCGAUAAAGAUGUCAGGCGGCUGUACCCAGACAUGGCCUUCUUCCAGAGGCCGACUGAGUACCCCUGCAAACUCAUCCUGGACCCCCAGAACGAGUACGAGACCCUGAGGCGCCGCGUGGAACAGACCACCCUCAAAUCCCAGACUGUGGACCGCAACCGCAGCGGAGUCACCAAUAUGAGCUCUCCGGGGAAGGCGUUGAACCUGUAUCCAUCUAACGAGUACGAGGUGUUACCUAAUGGCUGUGAGGCCCAUUGGGAGGUGGUGGAGCGCAUCCUGUUCAUCUACGCCAAACUCAACCCGGGCAUCGCCUACGUGCAGGGCAUGAAUGAGAUUGUGGGGCCCAUAUACUACACCUUCGCCACAAACCCCAAUGGGGAAUGGAAAGAGCAUGCGGAGGCUGACUGCUUUUUCUGCUUUACCAACCUGAUGUCGGAGAACCGUGACAACUUCAUCAAGAGCCUGGACGACUCGCAGUGUGGCAUCACCUACAAGAUGGAGAGCGUCUUCUCCAUGCUGAAGGAGAAGGACAUGGAGCUGUACUUGAAGCUGCAAGAGCAGAACAUUAAGCCGCAGUACUUCACGUUCCGCUGGUUGACGCUGCUGCUGUCUCAGGAGUUCCUGCUGCCGGACGUCAUCCGCAUCUGGGAUUCGCUCUUCUCCGAUCAGGACCGCUUCCACUUCCUCAUCCUCGUCUGCUGUGCCAUGCUCACGCUAAUCCGAGAUCAGCUGUUGGCAGGAGACUUCACAGUGAACAUGAGACUACUUCAGGACUACCCCAUAUCUGACGUGCACACCAUUCUCAUCAAGGCCAAGGAGCUGCAGGACGGAUCGUAGCCAUGACGGUGACCUUUGAACCUCCCACCUCCGCCUCUUCUUCCAUCUGCACAGAGAGAGGGGAUGUAAGGAGGGGUGGAGGUGGGGGAUGUGGUGUGGUGGCUUGAAGCCAUAGAAACUGGUAACCUGGACGACAAACUUGUGCCCUGCCACACACCCUGGGAAGAAGAGGGGGGAAUCGCUGCUGCUAUUGCAGUGGAUUUGUGGGAGCCCAUACACGAGCCAACACAUCCAAGAAACCAAGAAAUGAAGAGAUUUUCUGAUGCUACUACAUACGCCUUACCCUCACAGUUGCCACUCCCAGAUUGUGUGUGUGUGGGCUUGAGAUAUUUAUUGUUGCACUGAACAGUCGAGAAAUCCACACUCACACACACACACACACACACACACACACACACACACACACACACACACACACACACACACACACACACACACACACACACACACACACACACACAAAAGCAGGACAAACUACAGACGAGAAGCAUGCAGGAAAGCGUAUCACGUGGGACAGUAUGAAAACACUCCAUAUUGUUUUGACUUUUUUCUUUCUUUCUUUCCCUUUUUUUAACCAUCAAGGGGUUUUAGGUUCUUUUCCACCCUUCUUUUUUAUGAAAGAUGAUGUUUGAUUAUGUGUUUUACCACAUAUUACUUGGUGUUUCUUACUUU
Engraulis encrasicolus (European anchovy) is the source of this 1934-nucleotide messenger RNA. RefSeq names its product TBC1 domain family, member 13 (gene tbc1d13). NCBI's taxonomy places the organism in Eukaryota, Metazoa, Chordata, Actinopteri, Clupeiformes, Engraulidae. Bases 60 to 1262 code for a protein of 400 amino acids. The transcript is spliced from 13 exons. Gene Ontology annotation, biological process: intracellular protein transport; activation of GTPase activity. Gene Ontology annotation, molecular function: GTPase activator activity. The record is from RefSeq and is a predicted model, not a curated record.